This is a messenger RNA of Cyprinodon tularosa, 4100 nucleotides long. It is a transcript of the gene wdr47a, whose product is annotated as WD repeat domain 47a. The transcript is spliced from 17 exons. The record is from RefSeq and is a predicted model, not a curated record. Gene Ontology annotation, molecular function: protein binding. Bases 222 to 2960 code for a protein of 912 amino acids. Lineage: Eukaryota; Metazoa; Chordata; Actinopteri; Cyprinodontiformes; Cyprinodontidae.
UGCUCUGCAGGCAGCAGCAGGCUGGGCAGGGCGGCUCCGAGGACCGCAGUCAGUGAGCGCAGCCGCGGCGGAGAAAGAGGAUACAGACACGGAGGACUACCGAGCAGGACCACCGUGACACCGCCUGUGAACAGCGCGGAAACACACCGGGGGUCUUCGUUUUUCCUUCCCAUGUUUCUGUAGAAGCAGCUUUCCUGCUCCUUUCCUCUGCGUCGAUCACCAUGACGGCUGAAGAAACCAUAAAUGUGAAGGAGGUGGAGAUCAUCAAGGUGAUCCUGGACUUUCUCCACUCCAGGAAGCUGCACAUCAGCAUGUUGGCUUUGGAAAAAGAGAGCGGCGUCAUCAAUGGACUCUACUCAGACGACAUGUUGUUCCUCAGGCAGCUGAUCCUUGACGGCCAGUGGGAUGAGGUCCUCCAGUUCAUUCAGCCCCUUGAGUGUAUGGAUAAGUUUGACAGGAAAAGAUUUCGCUACAUCGUCCUGAAGCAGAAGUUUCUGGAGGCUCUGUGUGUAAAUAAUGCCAUGUCAGCAGAAGAAGAGCCGCAGCAUCUAGAGUUCACCAUGCAGGAAGCCGUGAAGUGUCUCCACGCUCUGGAAGAGUUCUGCCCAUCCAAAGACGACUACAGCAAACUGUGCUUGCUGCUGACAUUGCCUCGACUCACCAACCACGCUGAGUUCAAAGACUGGAAUCCCAGCACAGCCAGGGUGCAGUGCUUUGAGGAGGCCUGCAACAUGGUGGCAGAGUUUAUCCCUGCAGACAGGAAACUGAGCGAGGCUGGUUUUAAGGCCAGCGGGGAUCGACUUUUUCAGCUGCUUCUUAAAGGAGUUCUGUAUGAAUGCUGUGUGGAGUUCUGUCAGAGCAAGGCGACGGGAGAGGAGAUAACCGAGAGCGAGGUCCUUCUGGGUGUGGACAUGCUGUGUGGUAACGGCUGCGAUGAUCUGGACCUGUCGCUGCUCUCCUGGAUGCAGAACCUCUCCCACAGCGUUUUCACCUGCGCCUUCGAACAAAAGCAGCUUAAUAUCCACGUCGACCGCUUGGUCAAGCCGGCUAAGACCGGUUACGCCGACCUCCUUACGCCGCUCAUCAGCAAGCUCUCCCCGUACCCUUCCUCUCCCCUUCGUCGACCUCAGUCUGCAGACACCUACAUGUCCCGGUCAUUGAACCCAGCGCUAGACGGGCUGUCCUAUGGUUUGUCAGGCCAGGAUAAAAGGGCGAGCGGCGGGGACAUAGUGCCAGGAAAAGGGGUCUCUCCAAUGUCUCACUCGUUUGCAAACUUCCACUAUCCAGGAGUAGGUGGACAGAAUCUGAGCAGGAGCCUCAUGAUGGAAAGCUCUGAAUGCCACAGCAUCUUUGAGGAGUCCCCAGAAACAUCCAGAACUGACACGCCUGUAGAUAAGAUGUUGAGCUCUGGUGGAGCUCAGAACAUGCGGCCUGCCUCUGCGCCAGGCGAGGAAGCACCGACAGUCGGCUCUGCUGACAGGAAUGAGUUACACGACUCAACGGAGAAGUAUGAGGAGUACUACCGGCAGCGACUUCGGGUGCAACAACAUCUGGAACAGAAGCAGCAGCAGAGGCAAAUGUACCAGCAGAUGCUUCUGGAGGGAGGGGUCCAGCAGGACCCCCCACCCAGUGACAUGCAGCACAGCCUCACAGAGAAGUUCCUGAACAGGUCCAUCCAGAAGCUGGAGGAGCUUAAUGUGGGGAUGGAGAACCUGGGAGAGGAGGUGAAAUCUCUGACCCAGCAGUGCAAUGGGAACACGCCCGCCUCAGAGGAGAACAACAACCCCCAAUCUGUGACUCCUGAGCAGAACCGGAGCCGAGGGGGAGGGGUGGUCAGCAGCACCCCGCACCGCGGCGAAGGGGGGCGCACCGUCCCACCUCCAAAUGAGUCCCCUGUGGUCUCAAGUGGUCAGAAAGGGAAAGGUCAUCCCAGCGACUCUCCUGGGUCUCUAUCUCGGAGUAAAGAGGAUGAUCAACCAAAAAGCCUGUUUGUACCAGUGCACACCCUGGAGGACUCCCAGGCUGUCCGAGCCGUCGCCUUCCACCCGUCUGGUGCUCUGUACGCGGUGGGGUCCAACUCUAAAACACUGCGAGUCUGCGCCUAUCCAGAGAAACUUAUCCCGAGCGGUUCGAGCCCAAUUAAGCAGCCGGUGGUUCGCUUCAAGAGGAACAAACACCACAAAGGCUCCAUCUACUGCGUCGCCUGGAGUCACUGCGGACAGCUGCUGGCCACAGGCUCCAACGACAAAUACGUCAAAGUCCUGCCUUUCAGCGCAGAGACAUGCAACGCCACAGGACCGGACUUGGAGUUUAGCAUGCAUGAUGGUACCAUCAGAGACCUGGCCUUCAUGGAGGGCCCAGAGAGUGGAGGGGCCAUUCUGAUCAGCGCUGGAGCAGGAGACUGUAACAUCUACACCACGGACUGCCAGAGGGGACAGGGGCUGCACGCGCUCAGUGGACACACAGGUCAUAUCCUGUCUCUGUACACGUGGGGAGGCUGGAUGAUUGCUUCGGGCUCUCAGGAUAAGACGGUGCGUUUCUGGGACCUCAGAGUGCCCAGCUGUGUGCGAGUGGUGGGAACGGCGUUCCACGGAUCAGGCAGUCCUGUUGCCUCGGUAGCGGUCGAUCCAAGUGGGCGUCUCCUAGCGACAGGACAGGAAGACAGCGCAUGCAUGCUGUAUGACAUAAGAGGAGGUCGGAUCGUCCAGGUGUACCGGCCGCACACGAGUGACGUGCGGUCCGUCAGGUUUUCCCCCGGAGCACGCUACCUGCUCACCGGUUCCUAUGACACAAAGGUCAUGGUCUCCAACCUUCAAGGUGACCUGACCAAACCGUUGCCCCAGACUGUAGUAGGAGAGCAUGGCGACAAGGUGAUUCAGUGUCGAUGGCACACACAGGACCUGUCCUUCCUCUCAUCUUCUGCUGACCGCACCGUCACUUUGUGGACACAAAACCCUUAAUUCAAACCAGAUGGAAAAGAUGUGCAUUAAAACCUAAACCGAUGCUUCUCUACUUUUAAGAACGAUCACAUCCAAUCAUUCCUGAACCUUUCCGUUUGACGUGCAAAACUAAUAUGGGUAAAACACCGGGCACAUCAGAAGCACAUGCUGCAUGUUCCAUAUACCGGUAGUCCCCCAGGGUUAGAACAGAGUUAUUUUCCUUCUAUUCCUAAACCGAACGAGUCGUCCUGUUUUUUUUUUUUUUUGUUACUCUCUGCAUACAAAAGUUUCCUUCUGCAUGUCCCUCUCAUUUUAUUUAUUUUUCUAUGAUGGUGCCUUUUCAGUCUCCAUAACUAAAACAAACACUAUGGUUAUUUAAAAAGAAAAAUUCUACAUUCCUCGUCUUACAUAUCGUAAUCAGCCGCAGUAAAGCUGCAUUUGUUAAAGUGGAGAAAAGCCGAUGUAACCUGUACCGUUUUAUGUGCGAGUUGGGAGCUAUUAUACCAUCUGUGGGGAUUUGAAACAUGGUUGUAUCCAGUGCAUUGCUGCAGCGCCGAAUGUGUAAAUUAGCUGUUUUUUUAUUUUUAUUUGAAUUCAGUGUUUUUAUCAAGCUAACGCUUAUAGCUAAUGUCUAGCAGUGGCUUGCUUGCAUUGAAGGACCUUUAAUAUUCAGCAUCCAGGAGAUGUACAGUGUUCAGAUUUCAGUUGCACAUCCUUACAGGCGUUUUCCAGUGGUAAGCUUUGGUUUCUAUGCUGCUGUUGUUGUAGUGUAUUAACAGUAGGUGUCGGUCUUGGUCUAACCAUAUGCACAAUGACAUCUGGAUGGAAGCACGGGUGUUUGGAUUAUUUAUUUAGGGCAUAUGCUUUGUUUUUAUAUAUUUUCAUUAACACUGUAUUUUAUCUGUCAGAUUAACUUAAAGAUCGAUAUUUAAGUUUUUUCAUGUUAUAGAGUAUAUUGUUUUCAGACAUGAGGCCAAACUAACGCAUAGAUGUAUUUAUUUCAGUGUUUCUGUAUGUAUGUACAGUUUGUUUUUUGAAAUGCUAGCAGCUCUUAAAUUAAACCUUUCUAACUCUUGUUUUUAAAAUGUAACUUAAAUGAACUAAGGCUUGAUGAGGUCAGAGUGCUGGUACGUUCAAUAAAGUGUCUUUUACACAAAACAA